Molecule: messenger RNA, 4177 nt
Organism: Cucurbita moschata (crookneck pumpkin)
Lineage: Eukaryota; Viridiplantae; Streptophyta; Magnoliopsida; Cucurbitales; Cucurbitaceae
Product: protein SPA1-RELATED 2-like
Exons: 8
Coding region: 348-3623 (1091 amino acids)
Biological process (GO): photomorphogenesis; protein phosphorylation
Molecular function (GO): ATP binding; protein binding; protein kinase activity
Source: RefSeq, a predicted model, not a curated record
UUGCGGAUGAGAAAGAAAAGAUAUUUUGCUUUUCUGCUUUGUAUCGGCCGUUGUGUCACACGUAUCUCUCUCUAUAAUUUUUUUUUUUUUUGCUGCUUUCUUCUUCCCAGUGCUAUCUAGGGUUUUUGUUCUGCUUAAUUUCUUGUUUAUUUUUUGUUCUUUGGUUGUUUUGGCGUGGUUCUUAGUUUGUCGGAUAAUUGCUGAAGUAGAUUGUUAAUUGAGCGUUUUUUCCCCUUCAAAUUUCUGGUGGGGAAAUCAUUACUGUUUGGCGGCUGGGAAAGUGAAGAUGGUUUGUGGAUGGAGGUGGCAGUGUUUCUAUUGCAGUUUUUCUGUUUUAAUUUUGACAGAUGCCGGGAAUUCGUGCUCGGAGCAGGUUAGAGGUGAGUUCUUAUCGGGCAGUCAAGUACGUGAAAGAAUGUGAAGUUAGUCUGGAGAGAAUGGAAGAAGUGAGUGAGGAAAUGACGCUAUUGGAUGCGGCGGAGGAUGCACAUGUCCAAAAUAAGGUUAGGCAAGAUGCUCAGGAGAAUGAGUUUUCACUGAAACCUGAAAAUACCAAUGUGGUUGAAUCACAAGAAAUGCUUAUUCCCAUUGACGGUGGCUAUUCACAGGAUUAUCCUCAUGAAUUUACUGAAAUUUUAGAGGGUAAGAAUCUGAGUAGGUGUAAAAACACUGUGAAGUUAUCUGAUCAACCAGAGUGCAGUCCUCAGUGUAUGGAUGAUGCUGGCGUAAUGGUUGAAGAGCUAACUGUGAAAAAUCAGAACGAUUCCAAUUUAGCAAUUAUUGGUCCAUCGAACAAUAGAGCACGACUGCUUUCUAGGCAUAAUCAGUGGCAGCAUCUUUACCAGCUGGCAAGUGGUUCAGGCAGUGGGAGUUCACGUAUGGAUACUUCUUACAAGAACAAUGGUCAGACAGUAACCCCUGGCAUAGAGACCGGUGGGUACACAUCUUUUCCUGAGGCUUUCGCUGGAAGAGCCAAUCGUAAUGAUUGUGGAGAGAAAUUGGAAGAAACGAAGGCUAUUGACAAUAAGGGUGGUGAUGCUCAUGGCAGCAUUCGGACCAAGAUUCUAUCAAAAUCGGGCUUUCCUGAAUUUUUUGUUAAAAAUACCUUGAAGGGGAAGGGAAUCAUUCGUAGAGGUAUACCACUGGAGGGCUUUAAUGUAGAACAUAGAAACCCUAAGAAUGCAAGGAAUGCUGGUGGCAUUACAUUGGCAUCUGACUCAUCAUUACAGCAUGACGUUAAGCCUGUCAUACCCUCCUUGAAUAGGAAAUCUGAGCGUAAAUUUCGGGGUUCUGCUUUAGAUGGCAUUAGUCUGAGAGAUUGGCUUAAAGUUCCCCACCACAAAGUAAAUAAAAGCGAAUGCUUGUAUAUAUUUAAGCACGUAGUGGAGCUGGUGGAUCGUUAUCAUGCACGGGGGGUUUUGUUGCAUGACUUACGUCCAUGUUCUUUCAGGAUAUUGACGACGAACGAGAUAAGGUACUUUGGAACUUUUAUUCAAUUAAAAACAGCGGAAAGUCUAAUGGUUAAAGAUAGUCAGUGUUCAGAUAGCCAUCAGACUCAGAAAAGGCCGUUAGAGCAAGGGAACUUUCUGUCAUUUGGUGUAUCUCCAAAAAAACAAAAAGAUGUCCAGAAUAUGAGUCUUAUGGCCCAACAUCCUCACUUUCCUUCAGAAUCUGGUGUCAAUCUUGAAACUGCAAAUACGAGGGUCUGCAAUAAGAAUGCUUCGGAAAAUUAUAAUGAACAUUUUGCUGAACAGGGGGUUAGGAGCAAGCCUGCUGGCCCUUGUGCAUACGAUUCUUCCCUGACUCCAAUAAGUGGCCUAUUGGAAGAGAAGUGGUAUGCAAGUCCAGAGGAACUUAAUGCAGGAUGCUGCUCACCUAAAUCAAAUAUAUUCUCUCUUGGUGUUCUUCUUUUUGAGUUACUUGGAAAGUUUGAAUCAGAUGGCGCACUUGUUGCAGCUAUGUCAAAUUUGAGGGAGAGGAUUCUUCCGCCUAACUUUCUAGCAGAUAAUUUGAAGGAAGUUGGGUUUUGUCUUUGGCUACUUCAUCCUGAGCCUGCAUCUCGUCCAACCACAAGGGAGAUUUUAGAAUCAGAACUAAUCAAUGGAAUAGCAAAUGUUCCGGCACCAGAGCUUUCAACAUCUAUUGACGAGGAAGAUGCUGAAUCAGAGUUAUUAUUGCAGUUCCUCACAUCAUUGAAUGAACAAAAGCGGAAACAUGCCUCAAAGUUGAUGGAAGACAUACGGUAUUUAGAAUCAGAUAUUGAAGAAGUCAAUAAAAGGCACAGUUCAGCCAAAGCCUUGGAUAAAUCUAGCUUGUCUAAUACCGUGAAUGGAAGGGAUAGUUCGAUCUAUCAUGGAGGAUGUCUAAACUCAGAUGGGUUCUCGCAGGUGUAUACAAUAUCACAUAUCAAUGAAGAGAGAAUUGUAAAAAAUAUAAGUCAGCUUGAAAGUGCUUAUUUUUCCAUGAGAUCAAAAGUAGAUCCUUCUAAGAAUGACCCAGCAAUUCGGACAGAUAAAGAUUUACUGAGAGCUCGUGAAAACUGCUAUCUACUACAAAAAGAUGAUGAGAGGAGUCACGGUGAUCGUCUGGGUGCCUUUUUUGAUGGGUUUUGCAAGUAUUCUCGCUAUUGCAAGUUCGAAGUAUGUGGGGUACUGAGAAACGGUGAUUUUAACAGUUCCUCAAAUGUAAUCUGUUCCUUGAGUUUUGAUCGGGAUGAGGACUAUUUUGCUGCUGCUGGAGUGUCAAAGAAAAUAAGGAUUUUUGAGUUCAACUCACUCUUUAGUGAUUCGGUCGAUAUUCACUAUCCCGCAGUUGAAAUGUUUAAUAGAUCAAAGCUUAGCUGUGUUUGCUGGAAUAGCUACAUCAGGAAUUAUCUGGCUUCAACUGACUACGACGGUGUGGUUAAGUUGUGGGAUGCAACUGUAGGUCAAGAGGUUUCUCAAUUCAAAGAACACGAGAAGAGGGCGUGGUCCGUUGACUUUUCACAAGUUCAUCCUACAAAAUUGGCCAGUGGAAGUGACGAUUGUGCUGUAAAACUUUGGGGCAUAAAUGAGAAAAAAUGUUUGGGCACAAUCAGGAACAUAGCAAAUGUCUGCUGUGUUCAGUUCUCUGCUCACUCAACUCAUUUGCUAGCUUUUGGGUCUGCCGAUUACAGAACCUAUUGCUUUGAUCUACGUAAUACUAAAGCCCCCUGGUGUGUGUUGGGUGGGCAUGAGAAAGCUGUAAGCUAUGUGAAAUUCUUGGACUCGGAGACCCUUGUUUCUGCGUCCACAGACAACACAUUGAAGCUGUGGGAUCUUAAUAGAACCAAUCCUACUGGCUUGUCUACCAAUCCUUGUAGUUUAACUCUCAGUGGCCACACUAAUGAAAAAAAUUUCGUGGGUCUAUCCGUUUUCGAUGGCUACAUCGCUUGUGGUUCAGAAACAAAUGAAGUAUAUGCUUACCAUAGAUCUCUGCCCAUGCCAAUGACUUCCUACAAGUUCGGUUCUGUCGACCCUAUUUCGGGUAAAGAGACGGAGGACGACAAUGGACAAUUCGUUUCAAGUGUAUGCUGGAGAGGAAAAUCUGACAUGGUUGUUGCAGCCAACUCAAGCGGGUGUAUAAAAGUACUGCAAAUGGUUUGAGUGUGAAAACCGAUUCUCUAAUUAACUCGACCAAUUCGGUCACGUUACAGCUCGUGGAUUUGACAGUAUCUGAAGCCCAAUUCUGAGAAUAAGUAACAAAAUGGUAACAUCAUUUACAUUUUCAUCUCAUAUUUCCUUCUUUUCUUGAGUUAUAUAUAAGCUGAGAUAUCGAUUCAAUAUAUGGAAUGAUAUGAUUGAAAAGCUGUCUCUUUGUGACUGUAUAUAUUAAAAAGAAAUGUGUCUGAAGUAUACACUUGUUCUAACUGAUAAUUUAUUCGAUUCUUUUCGUGAUUGUAAUUUUACCCAACAGCUAGUUAUAAAAGCUGCAUAAGAAGCAGAAUGGUUGCAUAUUGAGAUUGAACACUUCCUCUUCUGGAUUGUGAUUUUCUCCUUGAGCUUUCCAAGGAUUUGUGCUAAUUUCAAGAUAAGGUUUUGUAAUGAACUCUCCAAUUUUGUCUCUUUAGGUCGCUUCUUUUUCUAUAUUGUGUUCUUUUGAUUUGUGGCUGAAUUGUGAGUUUAUUUAGACAGAAUGGAUAUGGGAGACCAAUUUUACC